This is a messenger RNA of Emiliania huxleyi CCMP1516, 1164 nucleotides long. RefSeq lists its product as hypothetical. Gene Ontology annotation, cellular component: PML body; cytoplasm. The transcript has a single exon. Gene Ontology annotation, biological process: double-strand break repair. The coding region runs from base 111 to 1136 and encodes 341 amino acids. Lineage: Eukaryota; Haptophyta; Isochrysidales; Noelaerhabdaceae. Gene Ontology annotation, molecular function: single-stranded DNA binding; 5'-tyrosyl-DNA phosphodiesterase activity. The record is from RefSeq and is a predicted model, not a curated record.
UGGGCGACGGCUAGCACCACACCCCUCCUUAAAAUCCCUGUGUGGUGGCGGCGUGCCGUCCUCCCAUCCCCCGGCUCUUUUCUUUCUUUCUCUUCUGGCUUGACAGUGACAUGCCCGAGCCCACCGCCACGUUCGCUGGAUUCCGCUAUGCUGCCGACCAGAGCCUGUGGGUGCGCGUCUCAGGAGGCGCUAGUAUGCCAAACAGCCUCGGCCGCCCGCUCCAAUUUGCGACUCUCAACUGCCUGCACGACCUGGGCGACGCGGAGCUGCUCCAGCAUGAGCGCCGGCACGAGUCAAUCCUGCUCGAGCUUGCGGCGCUGGACGCCGACGUCAUCGGUCUCAACGAGGUGACGCGGCCGCUGCUCGAGCGCGUGCUUCUGGAGCCGUGGGUCAGGCGCAGCUUCACCGUGUCGGCGGUUCCGGGUGAGGCAUGCUGCAGUCACCUCUCGACGCUGCAGGAGGGCAGCUUCGGCAACUUGCUGCUCUCGAAGAUUGCGCCCGUCGCGGUGGCGUUUAUUGAGCAGCCCGGCGACCGGCGGCACAGCCACGUGGCAACGCUGGACCUGUGCGUCGGCGGCCGGCGGCUCAGGGUCGCUGUGUGCUCGACGCACCUCACCGCGUUCCCUUGGCUGAUGGAGGGCCGGCGCAGGACGCAGCUAGCACACGUCACUUCGGCGAUGAAGGCGGCCGCGUUCGACGUCGCGUGCGUAAUGGGCGACUUCAACUUUCAUCGAGAGGCGGAGAACGCGAGCAUCCCCGACGGGUGGGCCGAGCUGCCCGCGGUCGUGAGUCUAGGGGCGACGUGGGACUAUGCUCGCAACGCCAUGCUGCCGCACUACCUCCCGCUACGCAACAUCUACAACGGGCUUGGGCUGGGCGAGCGCUUUGGCUGGCCUGGCCCCAUGCGCCUCGACCGUGUGCUGGUUUGCUGCGCGGCCGGCGGGUGUGCCUGCGAUCCGGGCGCGGCGCGCAUCUUCGCGGACCAGCCGGUUCACGAGCGCGCGCGAGGGCGGCCGCCACUGCCGCAGACGGGGCGCGAGCUCAGCGAGGCGCACCGCUCGCUGCCCUGGGAAGAGUACUUGCACCCCUCGGACCACUUUGGCAUCUCGUUUGAGCUUGUGCUAGGGCGCGUUUGAAUAUGACUCUAUAAAGAUAAAAGAACAA